Molecule: messenger RNA, 1575 nt
Organism: Penicillium longicatenatum
Lineage: Eukaryota; Fungi; Ascomycota; Eurotiomycetes; Eurotiales; Aspergillaceae
Product: flavin-containing monooxygenase
Exons: 2
Coding region: 1-1575 (524 amino acids)
Molecular function (GO): NADP binding; flavin adenine dinucleotide binding; N,N-dimethylaniline monooxygenase activity
Source: RefSeq, a predicted model, not a curated record
AUGCCUCCAGUCGUCAUUGAGUCUGUUGACGCUCUUGUGGUCGGUGCCGGCUUCGGCGGUAUUUACCAGCUCUACUCUCUGCAGAAACUAGGUCUUAAUGUCAAAGCUAUAGAAAGAGCUGAAGGUGUCGGCGGUGUAUGGUACUGGAAUAACUACCCAGGGGCGAUGAGCGACACGGAGAGUUUUCUAUACCGCUACUCGUGGGAUAAGGAGGACCUGCAGACCUACCCAUGGCCAAACAACUACUUGACCCGAGACGAGAUCGUUACCUAUCUUAACCAUAUCGUCGACAAAUACAGUCUGCGCGACAAGUUCAAGUUCAAGACGGAGCUGCUGUCCGCGACAUGGGAUGAGUCGAAACGCAAAUGGCAUAUUCAUACAACUUGCGGUGAUUUCAUUGCAAAAUACCUGUUUACUGCCGUCGGGAUCCAGAGCACCAUGAACAUUCCCAGCUUCCCGGGCUUGGAGGACUUCCAGGGCCCCGUUAUGCACACUGCAGCGUGGGAUCACAGUGUUGAUGUCAGCGGUAGAUGCGUGGGAGUUAUCGGCUGCGGAUCAAGCGGCAUUCAGAUCAGCGACGCAAUUGCACCCAAAGUUGCAGAAUUGCACUGCUUCAUCCGCCAUGCGCAAUUCAGUGUGCCCCUGCGGCUACAGCCCGUCACGGCGGCUCGGCGCUCUCAGAUCAACUCUGGCUACGACGACAUUUGGAACGCGCAGCUGAACUCGGUAACGGCAUUUGGAUUUGAAGAGCCGACAACGGAGGCCAUGAGUCUAACUCCCGAAGAACGUGAGCAGGUCUUCGAGAGACUCUGGCGCCAGGGCAACGGCUUUCGCUUCAUGUACGGUGGGUUUGGAGACCUCUGCUCAAACGCCGUGGCAAAUGAGGAGGCAUGCAAGUUCCUGCGCGCAAAGAUUGAAUCUAUCGUCAAGGACCCUUCCAAGGCUGACGUCCUCACCCCAAGUGAGCUGUUCGCACGUCGCCCACCCUGCGAUCGGGGGUUUUACGAGAAAUUCAACCAGAGUAACGUCUUUGCCGUUGACAUUUUGAAAACACCUAUUGUGGCGAUCGAGCGAAACGGUGUCAGGACAAGCGACGGGAAGCUACAUGAGCUCGAUAUAUUAGUGCUCGCUACGGGCUUCAAGAGCGCCGACGGCAGCUAUACGACCGUCAAGGGGGGGGUUCCGCGGGCGAGGCGAACAUACGCCAGCAUGUUCCUCUCAUCUUUCCCGAAUCUCUUCAUGAUUACUGGCCCACAGGGCCCCUUUAGCAAUGCGCCGACGCUGAUCGAGGCACAAGUGGACUUUCUGACGGGGAUGCUCAGGGAUCUGCAUGGGCUGAAAGGCGACAGUUGCAUCGUUGAGUGUACGGAAGAAGCCGAAGCCGAGUGGGUGGACGUCUGUGAUCAGCUAGCUGCUUCUAAAACAUUGUUUGAUAGGGUCGACUCUUGGAUCACAGGAAAGAAUAUCCCCGGGGCAAGGCCUUCAGUCAAGUUCUAUUAUGGUGGAUUAAAGGCAUUUCGUGACUUCCUGGAUGCUACGAGGGCCAAAGACUACUGUGGACUGGUGGUAUCCUAG